This is a messenger RNA of Bemisia tabaci, 2468 nucleotides long. RefSeq lists its product as uncharacterized. Gene Ontology annotation, molecular function: DNA binding. Lineage: Eukaryota; Metazoa; Arthropoda; Insecta; Hemiptera; Aleyrodidae. The record is from RefSeq and is a predicted model, not a curated record.
CAUCAUGACGUAAGCAAGGUCAAGAUGGCGGUCAAAUACAAACAACCACCACCUUUCGAGCUCGUUUAAAAUUGAUUGGAUGCGUUUGUGUUAGUGAGUGUGCGCGGUGAGUUUUCUAGCUAAACAACUGCAGUUCCCUUCUUUGAAUUUUUGUGAAUUCCCUCUAAAUCAACAACAUGUCUGACGACGCUGUAGUAGAAAAGAAACGCGGACGCAAGCCUGCGUCAGAAGAAAAGAAAGCUGAGAAGAGGAAGCCAGAGAAGGCUGCAUCUGGUGGCUCACCCGCCAAGCGAGGCCGUGGAAGACCCAAGGGCUCUGGAAAGAAGAGCAAGAAAGCAAAGGCACCAAAAUCCUCUGGAGCCGGGAAAGGGCGCGGCAGGCCAAAGAAGGUGGAAAAGAAAGCAACUGCAUCUUCAGCUGAAGAAGAAGAGGAUGAGGAAAACUAAGAAUUUUCACUAACUAAAUUAUGUACAUACUUUUAAGAAAUUAUCGUCUCUCGUCUGGAUUGAAAUCAUUUUAACUGUAACUAUCCAAGUAUUACUUUCAAAAGUCUGUAUGUGAAGAUAGGUAUGUGUUAUUGGUGUGAACGUUCAUGUUUUAUUUAUCUCUCGUCUUUUUUAGUCCCCUCACUCUCACUCACUCCGAUAAUUUAAAAAAAAUUGUUUCGUUCCUCCUGCUGGCCGACGCACCUUGUCAGUCAUGCGCAGAAACAACAUGAAUGUGUCUCAUUUUCCUGUUGCCCUAUCAUAUCCCGAUGGUAAUCUUAAGGUUUCAAUCAUCUUCAAUUUUUUUCACAUUUUUAUUUUUAAGGAUAGGUUUUGCUUUAUGAAAAUUUCCUAAUGCUUCAAGUUCAUAAUUAACUUUCAUUUAGUUGAUCUUUUCCGCAUAAACAAAAUGUUUCUUAGGAAAAUUUUAGAUUACUCCCAUCAUGGUGUUAUUCCUGUAUGUCUGUAAGCUAGAUCUUCUGUGUAGUUAACUCUCAACACUUUCAACUUUCCUCUCAUCGGUCUGAAAAAUUCGAUAAUUGAAAUGGACACUACUUAAACAAGCUGCAUCAUUUUGGUUGCACAUGUGUGUAAACUGAGAAAUAUUUAGAAUUUGCGUGAUAAAAUCCGCUCAGUGCAAACUGAUGGAUUUUCUUGCACAUUUUUCACUUUAAUUUGCUUGUUUGAGGUGUGUCAGUUUCUAUAGGAGUUAGCUUUUGAUAUUUAAAGUUGAUUGUAAGUAAUGAAAAUUCCACUGCCACUUAAAGAAUUUAACUUUCGUAGGAUUCCUUUAGUGGGAUGGGAAAUUUAAAUUUAUCACAUUUCGAUGUACGGUUAUCCUAUGUCUUAAGCCAAGAAGAAGGUGAUUGGCUUUGCAUAGCAUUCAAUCCAUAAAAUGUAAUCGAUUCAGCUUGCUAUUUUUGUCAGUUAUCCGGCGCUAACUGAAUGUACCUCCAUCAAAAGGAACUAUCUCCAUUAUGACAUGGGUCUAAAAGCCUAAGUCUCAAUGAAGAUAAUUCCAAUUUGAUCUGUAUGCUUCCAAUUAAUGACGGUGCAAAUGGUUGCAACGGCUCAUCCGUUGCAAAUACUGCCGCUGAGAGCUUGUUAGAGACUCUUCGUAUUCUACUGAUAGAAUGGCUUUGCAGGCCAUUAACCUUCUCUUGACUCUUCCCUCUUAACAUGGCUUAACUUCUGUUCACAUAUUUUGACCACUUUUUAACUGAUUUUUAAUAGGAAGCUAAGUAAUAAUAUGGAUCUCUGUUUUGACUAUUUAUUAACUUCCAUUUUGAUUUUUUCCUCGUCUAAUGCAAAUUUAAAUUCACCGAGAGUUCAGUCUACCUGAAAUCUUGUACCUGAGUUAUUUGUAGACGCUGUUUUUUACUAUUUGCUCACUCCUUUCCUCAAAUCUUGUAGGCAGAGAUUUUCAUUUCGCACAAAGUACAACUAAUGAAAUGUCAAAAAUUGUGACUCGGGCAUUAUUGUCUUGUUAUGUCAAUCAGUAAGACAAAAAAUAACUUUUGGCGCUUUUUUUCGAUAGAUGAAAUUUUUAGAAUAUAUUGAAUUUCCUUGGUCUCUUUAGUUACCUUGAUAAGUUAAAUUUCCUUUAGAAUAAUUUUUUGGAGAAUACAUAACCAGGGCAAAAUUUCUACUCUUGCCCUCAUAUCAGAAAUUCAAAUUGAUAGAAAGUGUAUGAAUAUCGUUUAAGGUAUUUUAUAUAUUUUUAAGUAAUAUAUAGGUGCGAAUAGUCUGAGCUAGGAUAAACAUUUUAUCCUCUUGAUGAAUUCUCUCGGUGAAUUAACCUUCCCUUUUUUUCCAAGGCUAUCAUUUUUUAGUUUUUGAACCAAUCGAACUUGUGAUCGUUUUCAACCUGAAUGUUCUCUUGUAAUAGUUUUACUCUGGAAACUUAUUGUAAUUAGUACGAUAUGACGUGUAACAUUUUUACAACAUUACAUGAAGUCAAUAAAUUUAAAUUUACCGAUCCUA